CCCACGCUCUGCAGUCAGCCCGCCAUGACUGUGACCUGCUCCGUGAGCAGUAUGAGGAAGAGCAGGAGGCCAAGGCUGAACUGCAACGUGGAAUGUCCAAGGCCAACAGCGAAGUGGCUCAGUGGAGAACCAAAUAUGAAACCGAUGCCAUCCAGCGCACCGAGGAGCUUGAGGAGGCCAAGAAAAAGCUUGCCCAGCGUCUGCAAGAUGCAGAGGAAUCUAUUGAAGCUGUGAACUCCAAGUGUGCCUCUCUGGAGAAGACCAAGCAGAGGCUGCAGGGUGAAGUGGAGGAUCUCAUGAUUGACGUGGAAAGAGCAAAUGCCUUGGCUGCUAACCUGGACAAGAAGCAGAGAAACUUUGACAAGGUUCUGGCUGAAUGGAAACAGAAGUACGAGGAAAGCCAGGCAGAGCUGGAAGGAGCUCAGAAAGAGGCUCGUUCUCUCAGCACUGAGCUCUUCAAGAUGAAGAACUCCUACGAAGAAACCUUGGACCAUCUGGAGACCAUGAAGAGAGAGAACAAAAACUUGCAGCAGGAGAUCUCAGACCUGACUGAACAGAUUGGUGAAACUGGAAAGACCAUUCAUGAGCUGGAGAAGGCUAAAAAGACAGUGGAGACUGAGAAGUCUGAAAUACAAACUGCCCUUGAAGAAGCUGAGGGCACACUGGAGCAUGAGGAAGCCAAGAUCCUUAGAAUCCAGUUGGAGCUCAACCAGGUCAAGGGAGAAAUUGACAGGAAGCUCGCUGAGAAGGAUGAGGAGAUAGAGCAGAUCAAGAGGAACAGUCAGAGAAUCAUUGACUCCAUGCAGAGCAGUCUCGACGCUGAAGUCAGAAGCAGGAACGAUGCUCUGAGAGUCAAGAAGAAGAUGGAGGGAGAUCUCAAUGAGAUGGAGAUCCAGCUCAGUCACGCCAACCGCCAGGCUGUUGAGGCCCAGAAACAACUGAGGAACGUCCAGGGACAGCUCAAGGAUGCCCAGCUGCACCUUGAUGAAGCCAUCAGAGGACAGGAGGACAUGAAGGAGCAGGUUGCUAUGGUGGAACGACGGAACACCCUGAUGCAGGCUGAGAUUGAGGAGCUGAGAGUUGCUCUGGAGCAGACGGAGAGAGCCCGCAAAGUGGCCGAGCAGGAGCUGGUUGAUGCCAGUGAGCGUGUCAGUUUACUGCACUCCCAGAAUACAAGUCUCAUUAAUACCAAGAAAAAGCUUGAAGCUGACCUUGUUCAGAUCCAAGGGGAGGUUGAAGACACCAUUCAGGAAGCGAGAAAUGCUGAAGAGAAGGCCAAGAAAGCCAUCACUGAUGCUGCUAUGAUGGCAGAGGAGCUGAAGAAGGAACAGGACACCAGCGCUCACCUGGAGAGGAUGAAGAAGAACCUGGAGGUCACAGUCAAGGACCUUCAGCAUCGUCUGGAUGAGGCUGAGAGUUUGGCCAUGAAGGGUGGAAAGAAACAGCUCCAGAAACUGGAAGCAAGGGUGCGUGAGCUGGAAAGUGAGGUUGAAGGUGAACAGAGACGUGGAGCCGAUGCCAUCAAAGGAGUCCGUAAAUACGAAAGGAGGUCACGGAGCUCACCUACCAGACUGAGGAGGACAAGAAGAACAUAACCAGACUGCAGGAUC
Molecule: messenger RNA, 1610 nt
Organism: Scleropages formosus (Asian bonytongue)
Lineage: Eukaryota; Metazoa; Chordata; Actinopteri; Osteoglossiformes; Osteoglossidae
Product: myosin heavy chain, fast skeletal muscle-like
Exons: 10
Coding region: 93-1595 (500 amino acids)
Cellular component (GO): myosin filament; cytoplasm; myosin II complex
Molecular function (GO): actin filament binding; microfilament motor activity
Source: RefSeq, a predicted model, not a curated record